This is a messenger RNA of Psilocybe cubensis, 2940 nucleotides long. RefSeq lists its product as uncharacterized. Gene Ontology annotation, biological process: cell surface receptor signaling pathway. Bases 1 to 2940 code for a protein of 979 amino acids. The transcript has 6 exons. Gene Ontology annotation, molecular function: protein binding. The record is from RefSeq and is a predicted model, not a curated record. NCBI's taxonomy places the organism in Eukaryota, Fungi, Basidiomycota, Agaricomycetes, Agaricales, Agrocybaceae.
AUGCCUGAACAGUCCAAGCCUUCCACCCCCACGAGUUUCCAGCCGAAUGCUGGAAGUAUCGCCAAUUUUUUUCGCCCUAACCGAGCUGCGCCUAAUAUCGGCAAUGCCCUGGUCCUCUCGAGUUUCACUGGCCUGGCGCCUGUUGACUCUCAAUCGAUCGCCCGUUUAACAAGUGCGCUAGAGAGCUCUUCCGAUGCUACCGGUAUGGGCCUCGGCCAGGUUAUGCUUGCUCUUAGGAUUUUAUCGUCUGUUGGAGAUGGCAUGGCGCCUUUUCCAGCCUUAAAGGGCAUUGCAGGGAUUGGCCUUGAAAUUAUGAAUGUUAUAGUCAACUUCCAAAGCAAUGGGGACGCUAUGCGUGCUCUUGCUCUUCGUAUCUACGAGAUGAUUCGCACCAUUAACGAAGGUAGUCAAAAUGGAAGCAACGAGAGCCUUCGUACACUUACAGACCAGUUUGAACGCGAUCUUUGCAAGAUUCUUAACAUUGUCAAAGAUAUGGCUUCCCAGAACAUCGGUCAUCAAGUCAUACGUGCAGAAGUCAUCAAGGCGAAGCUUAUUGAUUGUACAAAGCUACUUGAUCAAUAUACGGAUAAAUUUCAGGUUGCGCUCGGGAUAAAUCAACAACAAAUCCUUGUUCGUCAACAAGAAAAUCUCUCUCGUCAACAGGAGAGUGUUGAUAAGAUUGUGGCUAUGCUUGAGAAGCAUACCCUGUCGACCCCUGUAAACAACUUGCUCAUUUCUGCAAUUGCGCCCGCUCCACCGAUGCACUUUGUGGGACGAGAUGAUCUUGUCCUUGAAGGAAUAUCCCACAUAACUGAUGCAAAUCUUACUUCUUCGGCACACAUUGCAAUUCUUGGCCAUGGUGGUAUUGGUAAAACUAGUCUGGCGCUGGCCAUUCUACACCAUGAUAUGUCCAAGGCUGCAUUUUCGGGACGUCGCUUCUUUAUUCCGUGCGAAUAUCUGAAGACCGGCCUUGAUCUCGCUCAGGCAAUCAUUCAUAUUCUCGGUGGCUCUAUGCUAGGCCAGGAAAGCGACGGCCUUACUGUUCUUCGACAACAGCUUUCCAACUUUGGUGAAAUGCUGCUUGUGAUUGAUAACUUUGAAACCCUCUGGCACGAGAGUACUUCACUUGCUCAAAUCAAAGUGGCCUUGGAGACCAUCAUGUCUGUCUCAUCUGUUUCAGUAAUUGUGACUAUGAGAGGCUUUGAGCCACCAUCUGGAUUUAAUUGGAGUUUAAUUCUGCCACCUCAAGGUUUAGGUCCUCUUUCACUUGAUGCAGCCAAACACAUGUAUAUGCGGGGUCAGUAUAUGGUGCCAGAAAGCUUUGAAUGGAAUAGGGAUCUUGAACUUCUCCUUACUGAAACUGAUUGUGUUCCUUUGGCUAUAUCUCUUUUAUCUGCACUUGCUCAUUCAGAUCCUCGGGUAUAUACACCUACUAGACUAUUGCAGCGGUGGACAAAGACCAAAACCAACCUAUUGAAAAUUCCUGGAGUACAAAGUAAUAAAAUGGCAAGUGUUGCCAUAUCAAUUGAUGUAUCUUUGCAUUCAAAAGCUAUAGCAGAGAAUCCUGAUACUCUGAUAUUGCUCCAAAUUCUUGCUUUUUUACCAGAAGGUCUUCCUUAUUGGGAUGAAUUGGUUGAAUACAUUAUACCAGACACCCGGAUAGAGGAUCCAUUUGGCACAGUGGAGAUUUUAUGCCAAACAUCUUUAAUUUUCAAAGCAGAUAAUAAUUCAUUGGCAUUGCUAUCACCAACAAGACAUUAUAUUAAUCAACAAAGCCUUGUUGAAAAAUCCCAAUUCAACAAUGAUAUUCAACAGAUUUAUAACUUUGUCCAACUAUGUAUUGCCAAUGGAAUGGAAAAUUUAAUUAAAUUUGGGGUGGCAAAUAUUACUCAAGUUAUUGAACAUUUCCUAGUUUUGCAUCCUACUACUGAAAAUGUGCAAACUGCUUUGCAUUGCUCUGAAGUUCUAUUCCAACAUGCACAGUAUAUGUCCAAUUUAAUGAAUACUAUUACCAAUAUGGCUGAAAAAUUGAAUAUACCACAACUCCUUGUCAAAUGUGUAGUCCAUCAACGUGAUAUAUUAAUGGCCUUAAAUAUGUGGAUGGAUGCAGAACAAAAAAGUCAACUAGGCUAUAUUCUUUAUCAAAAACUUGGUGAUAAUGCUGGAAUGGCUGAGUGUCUCCACAAUAUUGGGCAUAAUAUGAAAAUGCAAAGCAAAUAUAGUGAAGCUAUUGAAAUGCAUACAUUGGCAUAUGAGAUUUAUAUCAAACUGGGAAAACUAAAGCAAACAGCAAAUAGCUUAAAAGCUAUUGGAAACAAUUUAUGGGUAUUGCAUAAACAUGAGCAGGCAAUUGAGAAAUUAACUGAGGCAUUAACCAUUUAUACCCAGUUAAAGGAUUUAAAUGGUAUGGGACAUUGCAUGAAAGGUAUAGGUAAUAAUUUGAGGGCAGAAAAAAAUUAUUCAGAAGCAAUUAAAAUGCAUACAGCUGCGUAUAACUAUUAUUAUCAAAAGAAAAAUAAAGAAGGCAUGGCUGGAGCCUUAAAUUGCUUAGGAGAUGAUUUUCGCAUGAUACAAGAAUAUGAAAAAGCAGCUGAAAAACACACAGAAGCAUACAAUAUUUUUAAGGAAAUCAAUAAUACUUUGGGAUUGGCUGCAUCUCUUGAUAGCCAUGGUGAUACAUUAAGACUCCAGGGUGACUAUGCAAAAGCAGCUAUAAAACAUGAAGAAGCAUAUAAAAUUUUUGUCAAAUAUCAAUAUUGGCAUGGUAUUGGAAAUAGCCUCAAUAGCAUGGGAGACAAUUAUAAAGAGCAAAAAAAAUAUCCAGAGGCAAAAGAAAAAUAUCAAGCUGCUUAUGAUAUUUUCAAAUCACUUGACAACAAAAGCAAAAUGGAAAAAUGUGAUGAGAAUUUAAAAGAAAUUGCUCAAUAUAUUUAUAACUAA